CACAUCACAUACCUUCUAUCUCUUACAAAUCAAGUGAUCAAUGGCUUCAUCAUCAUCAUCAUCAUCAUCUUCUCAAUCAUGGAAUCAUGAUGUUUUCCUUAGCUUUAGAGGAGAAGAUACCCGCAAGACUUUUGUGGAUCAUCUCUACUCGGCUCUUGUACUACAAGGCAUCGACACUUACAAGGAUGACGAAACACUUCCUCAAGGCGAAUUGAUCGGUACAUCCCUUAUGAAGGCUAUUGAGGAAGCACUGAUAGUUGUCAUCGUAUUCUCUAUAAACUAUGCUGAUUCAUCGUGGUGCUUGGAUGAAGUUGCACAUAUUAUGAAAUGCAAGGAUAUGACUGGGAAAAUCAUCAUGCCCAUAUUUUAUGAUGUGGACCCGUCUAUAGUGCGAAAUCAAAAAGAAAAAUAUGGAGAAGCAUUUGCCAGACAUAAGUUGGAGAACAAGAACAAAGUUGAAUACUGGAAAAAAGCACUUGUGGAUGCAAGUAGCAUUUCUGGAUGGGAACUCAAGAACAUUGCCAACGGGCAUGAAUCAAAGGCUAUCAAAGAAAUUGUUGACAAAAUUUCAUCGAGGUUGCAACUUGUAACUGCAAGUUCUGCAAAUGAAAAGCUGAUCGGAAUAGCGCAUCGCAUGCAACGUUUAAAAUCAGCCUUACAAAUUCGGUCAGGUGGUGUGCGCAUGAUUGGGAUAUGGGGGGUUGGGGGUGGUGGUAAGACUACUCUUGCAUCUUGUAUAUAUGAUGAAAUCUCUAAAAAGUUUGAUGGUUGCUGCUUUAUUGCAAAUAUUCGAGAGGAAUCAAACAGGCGUGGUUUGAAAGAAUUAGAAAAAGAUAUUCUUUCACAAACGGGAGCAUACAGUGCUGGAAGAGGAAGAUGCUUGAAAGAUAAGAAGUUGUGUAAUAGAAGGGUAUUGAUUGUUCUUGAUGAUGUCGAUCAACUUGAUCAACUAGAAGCAUUAGCUGGAUCACCUGAUUGGUUUGGUGAUGGAAGCCGGAUACUAAUCACAACUAGAGAUGAACAUUUGCUAAAAGCUCACGAAGUUGUUGUACAUGAUAUUAGCUUGUUACAUGGUGGUGAGGCUAUUGAUCUCUUUUGCAAGCAUGCAUUUCGGGGUUCCAUACCUAUGGAAAAGUAUGAGCAGCUUUCAAUAGAGGUAGUCUCUUAUGCUGGUGGUCUUCCAUUAGCACUUACAGUUCUUGGUUCUUCUCUAUGUGACAAAAACAUUGAUCAGUGGAGGAGUGCAUUAGCCAGACUAAAAGAGAUCCCGGAUAACAAGAUUCUUGAAAAGCUAAAAGUCAGCUUUGAUGGACUUACAAAGGUUCAUAAAGAUUUGUUCCUUGAUAUUGCAUGUUUUUUUAGGUGGGAGGAAAUAGAUAUCGCAAUGGAGAAGCUUGAUGCUUGUGGUUUUUAUCCUGUUAUAGGAGUAGAAGAAUUGAGACAAAAAGCUCUCAUAACUAUUUUGGAUGGAAAUUUUGAUAUGCAUGAUCUGGUGCAAGAAAUGGGACACUACAUUGUUAGAGGAGAUUACCCUAAGAAUCCUGAAAAACAUAGUAGAAUUUGGAAGAAGGAAGAUGUUGAAAGAAUAUGUGCUAUGGAUGCAUCGAUGGAACUUGACAAGAUUGAAGCAAUACAAGUUCAUUACGAUGAAUUUCAAGUAACACUAUUUGAAUCCUGUAAACUUCAAGAACCACCUCCUCCUCCGAUUGUUGCAAACAUGAGGAACCUUAGGUAUAUUCGGUGGAAAGGUGAUCUUGCAAAUCCAUUGCAUGAUAAUUUUCCACCAAGGGAGCUUUGUUGUCUGGUAUUGCGUGGUGGCAUCCAAGACCAACUUUGGAAUGGUUGUAAGGUGCUGCCAAAUUUGAAGAUGAUGGAACUUUACGAGUUGGAUAACCUAAUCAUGACACCAAAUUUUGAUGGAAUUCCAUAUCUUGAAAGAUUCAAACUUUGGAGAUGUGGGAAACUAGAAGAGAUCCAUUCAUCUUUUGGACGCUUAGACAGGCUUGUUUGCUUAUCUAUAGGCUUUUGCAUGGGUAUUAAGAGAUUUCCAUCCAUUACCCGACUAAAGAAACUCGAGACCCUUUCAUUUACAGUGUCCCGUGGGGUUUUUAAGCUCUCAAAGAUCCAAGAGAAAAUAGAUAACUUUUUGGGAGAAAAAGACAUGAGUUCUGGUGUUUGGGAGUUAUCCAACUUGAACCACAUAAAGUUAUGUUUUUUUCGUAGAGACUUGAAAGAACUGGAUCUCAGUUGGUGCAAUUUGGGAGAUGAAGACAUGAGCUAUGCUAUUUGGGAGUUACCCAACUUGCAAAAACUUAAUCUAUCAGAUAAUAAGUUUUCACGAUUAGAUUUUAGUCUCAUUCGAACUCCUCUACUCAAAUUUUUGGACGUGUCAAAUUGCGCAUGCCUUGUGGAACUGUCAAAUCUCCCAUCAAGCAUUGCUGUUGUUGAAGCGUAUUGUUGUACCUCACUUAAAACCUUUGGAUCUAUUUCAAACUGCAAAUGGCUGUGGAAACUCUCGCUUCGUGGGGUGUACAAUUUAAGUCCACUUCUUGGUUACAUGUUACUAGACUCCAUGCUCAAGGGGAACGCUAUUGAAGAUCACCUUAUGAGUGUAAUUCUUGAUUAUGAGAUUCCAAAGGAGUUUGUACAUGUUGGUAGGCUGUUUAGGGGGAACACAUUUAGAAUGCGUCUUCCAGAUGAUUGGUACAAUCACUUUUCUGGGUUCUUGAUACACGUUGUUACCCACGAAGGAUAUCCGAAUAUUAAAAUAACCAUUAAGGAGGUGAAGCCGAAUGAUGAUCUUCCAUUUAAGGUUUUGCGUUGGUAUGAGUCUAAUAAGGGAAUUGACCGUUGUUGGAUAUCUACAUAUGUGGGAUAUGUUUCCAUUAAUUCAUUGAGGCCCACUACAUGCUUGAAUUCAACGUACAACGUGAUUUCAAUUUCCUUACACCAGAGUGGGACUGCUUCUGGAGCUGCAAAUAGAAUAGGAGUUUCACUCGUUCCUAAAAAAAGAUGUAAAGAUGAUCCGGUGAAAACAUCAGAUUCCUCUGAAUUUUGGAAUGAGAAAGAUAAAUCUAAACCGACUUUUGCGAUCAAACGUGGUUCAAAGUCAUCAUCUAUUAAGAUCUUGUGGCAACCUCAUAAUGUGGACAACUAUCUCUUUGCAGACCAAUACCAACCAAUAACCAAUUGAUAUUUCAACUAUUUUGCCGGUUUGUAGUUUACCCAAGAAAUUUGGGCAAUGGCGGCGACACCAAUGAGGCGACAAGGGCAUAUUUUUUUUUUCUGAAACGGCAAAUGAUUAAACGGAAGCCUACUCGCAUAUUUCAAAGAGCACCCCGGGUUCGAGCUCCUUUACAGGGCAAACCCAGCCCCCAUAAGGGUUUCCAGGGAAAAUUUCACCACAUGUGACACAAGUUUAAGAGGCACCCAAAUUGGGUUUUGCAGGGAUUGAACUCCCGACCUCUGACCCCACGUGAGUAUUAAACCCGGUAUUAGUGAUAAUCUUUGGGUAUUAUUUAACAAAAAAAAAUAUUGCUUCUUGUUUUUUUUCCCUAAAAAACCGUUUUUUUUUCAUGAAAGCCAAUCAUUUUCAAUAUAUUUUUUUUAAAAACUUGUGGUGAUCUGCUAUAGCCCAUUAACAGUUCAUUAAUUUAAUGCAUUUGCAAAACCCAAAUUUUCAUUCCCCUUUUCAGAAAAACCAUU
Messenger RNA from Lactuca virosa, 3705 nucleotides. Lineage: Eukaryota; Viridiplantae; Streptophyta; Magnoliopsida; Asterales; Asteraceae. The record is from the annotation of a GenBank genome assembly.